AUGGCUACACACACCUCUUCUUCCGCUGCUUCUUUUUCUUAUGCUAUUUUAACUCAACUAUUUGAAGAAAAUAUUAAACCUUUUGCGUCUAUUUUUGAACAACCUGUUACUAAAAACAGCACCAAAUCCGCACUCAAUAAUGAGUCACAUCCCAUUUGGUCCAAUUUGUUCAAUUCGGUUAUGUUAAUGAUACCCAAAUCUAAUUAUGAAAAAAUAUUAGGUGUUAAAAGAAACCAAAAACUAAUAAUGACAUCAAUGAAACAUGUUUUGUAUAAUUAUCCUGAAUUAGAUUUGACAUUAGAGCCCUCAUUUUUAGUCAGAAGUUUGAUGAAAAAGAAAAUUUAUGAAAAAAAAUCCCUAAAUAAAAAGUUGAAAAUGAUUUUACAAUUCAAAGUUAUCGAAACCUUUAUAUUAUAUUAUAAUCUGGAUUAUAUACAAGCAUUUCAAGGUUUUAAAUGGGUUAUUCAAUUUCUCAACAUAGUUCGGAAAUAUUCAAGUGCUGGGGGUAUCAAAGAAAGCCUAAAAUAUGAAAGAAUAAGUACUUUAUACAUUGCGGAAAUUAUUAGUUUUGAUUUUAUGUUUAAUAAAUCUUCAUCUUUAAAAAAAUUCAAAGAUUCUAAAGGCAUGUAUUAUAAUAGGGCAGAUUUGGUUGAAAACGUUUUAUAUCAUAUUAUGGAGUGCACUGAUCCCAAUAUCGAUCCAGUAGUUUGUAAUGCAUUGGAUAUAUUUAUGUUAAGCAAAUUUUUUGAGAUAUUAGGGGAUACUUUUGAAACUAUGGCCAUGUUGAAUAGCACUAUUGUGGAUUUAGAAAACUCAAGUUCAAAUCCAAAAUUAAAUGAAAAUAGUAAGACUUCAGAUGUAAUAAUGUUUGGAUUGCUUCCUACCAGAAAAUUUAUGGAAUAUAUGAUUAGAAAUUUUAUUUUAGCAUCUAAUUUUAAAUUAAAGGGAGAUAUUACUUUAAUUCGGUGUUUUGAUAAAAUUUUGAUAGGUUUAAUAUUUUAUGGUCAAGUUCACCUAAAAUUUAUUUACAUUUUCUUUAAAUUAAGAGAGCAUUUUUUUAAAAAACUUAAAACGGAUAGUACCAAGAAUGUUAGUCUUACCAAUUUAUAUACUUCAACAGAAAGAUACUGCUUACAAUUGUUACAAAAAUUAAUUGCUGUUUGGGAUUCAUGUAAAAACAAUGUAAAUGAUGAAAAAGAUGUUCAAUGUCCUCAAGUAAUUGUUGAUACACAUGAUAAAGAGGUUAUAAUGGUAGAAGAAGAUGAAAGUGAAGAAGAGAGACAAGAAAAAGCAUUGAAGAAAAUUGAAGCUGGUAAUAACCAGUUAAAUGAAACAAAUAGCAAAGUGAAUAAUACUCCUGUUCCUUAUAAUAAACAAGAGUUUCGGAUCUUUUUACAUUUAUGUAAAUUAAAAGUCAAACAAAAGAUACAUUUAAAUAAUAAUGAUAUGGAUUCAAGUAAGUUAUGGUGCAUAGGAAAAGAAUGGGUGAAAUUAUGGAUUGAUGGGUAUAUAGAAUCAAAUGGUCUUUUAACAGAAGAAUUAAAACAAAUUGUAUAUGAUUAA
This is a messenger RNA of Saccharomycodes ludwigii, 1563 nucleotides long. RefSeq names its product Ady4p (gene ADY4). The transcript has a single exon. The coding region runs from base 1 to 1563 and encodes 520 amino acids. NCBI's taxonomy places the organism in Eukaryota, Fungi, Ascomycota, Saccharomycetes, Saccharomycodales, Saccharomycodaceae. The record is from RefSeq and is a predicted model, not a curated record.